AUGUCUCUUCAGGACGAGCAGUCUUUUAUGGAGAGUACUCGAUGUCACAUCUGUGGUAGACAUUUCACAGACGGAAGUACUGUGGUGCGAGACCACUGUCAUUUGAGUGGGAAAUUUCGCGGAGCCGCUCAUAACGAAUGUAAUUUGAAGUACAAAUAUCCCACUUACGUUCCUUGUGUAUUUCAUAACCUAAAGCGGUUCGAUGCACACAUUCUGACGGAAAGUCUAGGCAAAUUUAAAGACCGCGAAAUCAAUUGCAUUCCUAACAAUACGGAACAGUAUAUUUCGUUUAGUCUGGGCGAUAUUAGAUUCAUAGAUUCGUUUCAAUUCAUGUCUCAGAGUCUGGAGACUCUGACUGAAAAUCUUGCCAAAGAGGGUUUGAUUAAAUUCAAUAACUUCUCUAAGGCAUUUUCCGAAUCAGAGGCCAAUUUGCUACUUAGAAAAGGUGUAUAUCCCUACGAGUACGUAGACAGUGCCGAUCGAUUCUCGGAACAAAAGCUCCCUGCAAAAGAGAAAUUAUAUAGUUCGUUGAGUCGAUCACACGUGUCAGAUGCCGAUUACGCGCAUGCACAGACCGUGUGGGAGAAACUGAACAUUCGAGACCUCGGUCAGUAUCACGACCUCUAUCUCAAGACGGACGUGCUACUAUUGGCCGAUGUCUUUGAGAACUUCAGAAACAUGUGUCUCGAUUAUUAUGGGUUAGAUGCAGCUCACUACUAUACCAGUCCAGGUCUGGCUUGGAGUGCAGCCUUGAAAAUGACGAGAGUGAGGUUAGAACUCAUCAGAGAUCAGGACAUGUAUCUGUUCUUUGAAAACAGAGUGAGAUGUGGUGUUAGUAUGAUAUCAAACAAAUACGCUCAAGCUAACAAUCCUUACAUUCCAGAAACGUAUGACUUAUCCCAACCACACUCGUACAUCAUGUAUACGGACUGUAACAAUUUGUACGGGAAGGCCAUGUCGGAACCAUUACCUGUGGGAGGGUUUCGUUGGGUUGACAAUACACAAACAUUUGACAUAACCAAAGUAUCCAAAGACGGAGACCUGGGUUACGUAAUGGAAGUAGAUCUGGAAUAUCCAGACGAACUCCACGACAAUCAUUCUGAUUACCCCCUCAAGCCGGAACGCAAAAGAACUUCAGACAAAGAAUUGUCACCCACCAGCAAACAGCUGUGGAAGAGUUUACAUCCUAGCCCCAAACACACCGAUGAUAAAUUACAUGGACGUGUGCCGACAGAAAAACUCAUUCCCACGUUAGAAAACAAGACCAAAUAUAUCUGCAAUUACUGA
Pecten maximus is the source of this 1287-nucleotide messenger RNA. RefSeq lists its product as uncharacterized. Gene Ontology annotation, molecular function: DNA binding; DNA-directed DNA polymerase activity; nucleotide binding. Lineage: Eukaryota; Metazoa; Mollusca; Bivalvia; Pectinida; Pectinidae. The transcript has a single exon. The record is from RefSeq and is a predicted model, not a curated record. Bases 1 to 1287 code for a protein of 428 amino acids. Gene Ontology annotation, biological process: DNA replication.